AUGCCUGCAUCAAAUUAUCGCCUUGUUGAGCCACAUCCUUCAGUGCCACACGCUGGCCGUCCAGCCGUCUACACUGGCCGUGGAGGAUGCGGGAAUAUCGUCAAUCUCAAGAACACCAAGACCACCGACUCGCGCAGCGCAACCGGUCCCGCCUCUCUAGCCCGUCUCGACUCCCGCGUCCCAACAGCCUUCAUCUCCGGCCGCGGCGGAGCCGGCAACGUCCACAGCAGCAGCGAGCGUGCCAUCUUCAGCUUCGAUGAAGAACUCGAACGUGAUCUGCGCCAGGCCGCCCCCGUCUACCACGUCGGCCGUGGUGGUGCUGGCAACACCAUGUACCGCGACGACUACAGCACGUCCAGUCUGAGUCGCAAGUACUCUGCCGCCAGCACGGCCACCAACUCCAGCACCGGCUCCGUGGCUGAUCGUGCGCGGGAUAUGGCUCGUCGUGGGCUGGAGAAGGGUUGGGCAAGUUGA
Penicillium mononematosum is the source of this 474-nucleotide messenger RNA. Its product is annotated as DUF3602 domain-containing protein. The transcript has a single exon. Bases 1 to 474 code for a protein of 157 amino acids. Lineage: Eukaryota; Fungi; Ascomycota; Eurotiomycetes; Eurotiales; Aspergillaceae. The record is from RefSeq and is a predicted model, not a curated record.